Molecule: messenger RNA, 2110 nt
Organism: Gekko japonicus
Lineage: Eukaryota; Metazoa; Chordata; Lepidosauria; Squamata; Gekkonidae
Gene: TSC22D1
Product: TSC22 domain family member 1
Exons: 3
Coding region: 1-2016 (671 amino acids)
Source: RefSeq, a predicted model, not a curated record
AUGCUGCCCCCCCGGGCGGGCGGCGGCGGCGGCGUCUGUGGCGGCCUGGAGGAGUGCCCGCCGCCGGCCUCUCCGCCGCCUUUGCCUCCCGCCCCCCCGCAGAGCCUGAGCCUGGCGCCGUCGUCGGGGGCGCAGCAGCAGCAGCUGCUGAAGAAGAAGAGCGGCUUCCAGAUCACGAGCGUGACGCCGGCGGCGGCGCAGCUCUCGGCGGCGGCGGCGGCCAGCCUGAGCUCCAACAACAGCCUGGCGGAGGACACGGAGAGCUACGACGACCUGGACGAGUCGCACACGGAGGACCUCUCCUCCUCCGAGAUCCUCGACGCCUCCCUCUCGCGCGCCACCACCGGGCCCGAGCGCAGCUCCUCCGAGGAGACCCUCAACCACUUCCAGGAGGCCGAGACGCCCGGCGCCCUCUCCCCCAACCAGCCGCGCCUCCCCCCCGGCGGCAGCCCGGCAGCAGCGGCAGCCUCCGUCCCCGCGCCGCCCGCGGCCGCCCCUUCCCGCUUCCGCGUGGUCAAGCUGGACUCGAGCUCGGAGCCCUUCCGGAAGGGCCGAUGGACGUGCACGGAGUUCUACGACAAGGAGGGCCUGGGGCCGCCGGGGGCCGCGGCGGGCGAGGGCGCGGCGGCGGCGGCGGCGAAUCGGGCCCUGGAGGCGCUGCGGCAGAACCCGCCGGCGGAGGGCCCCUCGGAGCGGGAGAGCCCCUGCGGGAGUUCGCUCAGCAGCGGCAGCGUCAGCACCCUGAGCCACUACACCGAGAGCGCCGGGAGCGGGGAGAUGGCCGGGCCCUUGGCGGGGGCCCCGCAGCCGGCGGCCGACUUCCUGCCCGGCCUGCCCCAGAGCCUCUCGCAGUCCCAGCUGCACCAAGAGGCCGGCUUCCCUCCCCAGAAGGCCAGCCUGGCCGCCCCCCAGCAGCCUGGCAUCCUGGCAAUGUUGCCACCGCAGCAGCAGCUGCCCUACGCCCCAUCUGCGCCACCCCCUCCUGUGCAACCGCAGCAGCUGCCCUACAGCAGCAUGGGGCAGGCCCCGCAGCAGGUCUCUGUGCAGAUGGCCCCUGGGCACAUGAAAGCCGCCAAUCCCAAUUCCCUCCAGGGGCCAGACUACACCCAACAUCAGCCGAUGCUCCAGGCUCCACUCUCUUCUGUGCAGCCCGGGACAGGGGCACCAGCCCCCGCCGCUCUGGCCCCAGGUGGGCAGCCUUCAGGACCAGCACACCUGGCUGUGGCUCCCACUCAGCCCGUUGCCAGCGUCCAGACCCCAAUGCCACCCUCAGCAGGAGCAGGAGCUGGCCUUCCAGGGAUGAAUGCCUCUCAGCAAGGAGCCCUGCCACCUGGGGUGCAGCAGCCCCUGGUUGCCAAUCCGAUGGCCCCGUCCAUGAUGCCACAAAACGCUGCCCCUUCCCAGGGGAUGCUGCCCCUUCCCGCGGGGAUGAUUCCGCUGGGGUCGCAAGCGGGCCUGUCUGGCCUUCCCCAGCCCCUUGUGAUUGCCCCACAGGCCACUCUGUUGCCGGCCCAGUCCCAGCUGCAGUCGGGAGAGCCCCUUGUGCCGGGAAUGGCUGGCCAGCAGGUGCCCGCCAUUAGUCCUGGCCCUGCCAUGGGCGCCGUGCCCGUUUCAGGCCACUGUGCUGCUAACGUGCCCCCUCCUCCUGUCAGCUUGGCCCCUUCGAAGAACGUCGCACCGUCUCCAGCCGUGCAGAAUGAGAGCUUGGCUCAGAAGUUUCCCCCGUCUUCAUUGACAUCUGCGAGCAUCCAUUUGCCCAUGCCCCCGAACUCUGCUCCGUUCUCUGCACAACCUUCUCUCGCUCAGUCGUCGGCCGGCCGAAGUGAAGAAGCCGGGCGCUCCACAGAUCCCCUGCUGGUUGGCAUCGCCCAGCCCCUGGGCCCAGAGAGUGGUGCUGGAGUCCCCUCGGCCCUUUCGGACGGGGCUGGCAGCAUGGCGGCCUCCCUCUUCCCCCUGAAGGGCCUUCCGCUGACUGCCCAGCUCAUGGAUGGUGAGGAUGACGGUUGUUUCUUCUAAUUCUAAAACUCUCUCAACCUCUGACUGGAGGCGUGAGUGGAGCCAUCACUUCUUCAGAGGCACCAGGCAACAGUUUCUCCCCCGCCCUUAGAGA